AUGGUAAACUUUGAUCUAAGUCGAGUGGGUGUAUUUAGGAAGAAAGACCAGGAACAUAAAGAUGUUGAUGUACCUGAGGAGGAUGACGUGGAUGCAUCCGAGUUUGAAGAUGAGGAGGUUCAGCCUAAAAAAGUGAAGACUAGGAGACCGCUGGAUACUGAAUUCUCUCAACAACGGUUGAAAUCGUGGAAUCCAGUGCCUUCACCUAAGAACGUAUUCCUGCUCUACCUGCUAGUAGCAGCGGUUUUCGUCAUUGUUGGAGGCUGUUUGCUUUCAGUGGCUUCCAAGGUUAGUGAGCUGACUGUUUAUUACCAGGAUUGUAAAGAUAAAGCUCCAACCGGGGACGAUUGGGAAGAUAUGCCCUCGGAUCAUUACUCGAUGAUCUUCACUAAACAUAAGGACUUUAGCACAGCACCUCAGUGGAGGUAUGUUGCAGACCCUGAUGACCAAGACGAGGAGAGUGGAACUUGUCAGUUACGGUUUACGACACCUCAAGAGAUUCCAAAGGAUGUUUAUGUUAACUAUUUGAUUGAGAACUUUGCGGCAAACCAUCGUAAAUAUGUGUUAUCAUUUAACGAAGAUCAGAUCAAAGGUAUAGCUGCUUCCCGGAGUGACCUUGAGGACAACGUUGGUAUAAACUGUAAAAUUCUGGGUCACAACGGUGAUGGUAAACUAUAUUAUCCAUGUGGACUGAUUGCCAACUCUAUGUUUAACGAUACUUUCCCAUUUGAGCUAUCGAAUGUUCAAGACUCUAACAAUAACUAUCCUUUGAGCAACAGCAAUAUCAACUGGCAUACGGAUCGUACUAGGUACAGGAAAACGAAAUACAAUCACACAGACAUCGUGCCACCACCUUUUUGGGCACGUCAAUUUCCAGAUGGAUAUAACGAGACUAACAUUCCAAAUAUACACGAAUGGGAAGAGUUCCAAAAUUGGAUGAGACCCGCGGCUCUUCACAAAUUCUCCAAGCUGAUACGUAGAAAUUCAAACGACAGUCUUCAGGCUGGUACGUAUCAGAUUGACAUUGGCCUUCAUUGGCCUACUACCAUGUACAACGGGAAGAAAGCAGUUUACAUCACGCAUGGUUCAAGUAUUGGAAGUCGGAACUAUUUCCUGGGCACAGUUUAUUUGAUCGGUGGUUGUAUCUGCGUUGCCUUUGCCAUUGUCCUCUUAGGGUUUUGGAUGAUCUCUGGAAGAAAAUUCGCAGACCCAGCGCAACUCUCUUGGGAGCAAAAGUAG
Molecule: messenger RNA, 1239 nt
Organism: Torulaspora delbrueckii
Lineage: Eukaryota; Fungi; Ascomycota; Saccharomycetes; Saccharomycetales; Saccharomycetaceae
Gene: LEM3
Product: Lem3p
Exons: 1
Coding region: 1-1239 (412 amino acids)
Cellular component (GO): Golgi apparatus; endoplasmic reticulum; plasma membrane
Source: RefSeq, a predicted model, not a curated record